AAUCUCAACCACCACCAUGAUGAAGGCUGUGUUUGCUGUGUUGUCCAUCUUCGUCCUUGUGGCCUCUGUCUUGGCCAGUCCCAUGCCUGAACCUGGCUAUCGUCGCUAUGGUGGCUAUGGUGGUGGCUAUGGCGGCUAUGGUGGCGGAUAUGGCGGUGGAUAUGGAGGUGGAUAUGGAGGUGGAUAUGGAGGUGGAUAUGGCGGUUAUGGCGGCUAUGGCGGUGGAUAUGGCGGUUAUGGCGGUGGAUAUGGUGGAUAUGGGGGUCAUGGUGGCUAUGGAUAUGGACGAGAACAGAAGGACUUUAUAGCAGAGCUGGAGACUAAUGGUUCUCCAGACUUGUCUUGUAUGUGUAUAUGUUCUUGUGUUGAUAAAGACGUUGUUUACAUCCGUCAGAUGGUUGCUGGGGUGUUCGUUUUCCUGCUUCUGGCUCUGGCUUUGACUGAUGCCAUGCCCUACCCUGGCUUCUUCGGCUUCGGGAAGAAGAAAGGCGGCGGUGGAUACGGUGGAGGUGGCGGCCAUCAUGGUGGCGGUGGUGGAUAUGGUGGUGGUGGCGGCCAUCAUGGUGGCGGUGGUGGAUAUGGUGGAGGUGGCGGCCAUCAUGGUGGCGGUGGUGGAUAUGGUGGAGGUGGCGGCCAUCAUGGUGGCGGUGGAUAUGGUGGCGGUGGAUAUGGUGGCGGUGGCGGCCAUCAUGGUGGCGGUGGUGGAUAUGGUGGAGGUGGCGGCCAUCAUGGUGGCGGUGGUGGAUAUGGUGGAGGUGGCGGCGGCUACGGUGGCGGCCACCAUGGUGGCGGUGGAUAUGGCGGUGGCGGCUACGGUGGUGGCGGAUAUGGUGGCGGCGGCGGCUACGGCGGUGGCGGCGGCUAUGGGCAUUAAGGUGAUCGCCGUGUUGUCCAUCUUCCUGCUGGUGGCCUCUGCCAUGGCCAGCCCCAUGCCCGAACCUGGCUAUCGUAGAGGUGGAUAUGGCCAUGGUGGCGGUGGAUAUGGUGGAUACGGAGGCGGUUAUGGGGGUGGAU
This is a messenger RNA of Cherax quadricarinatus, 1014 nucleotides long. Lineage: Eukaryota; Metazoa; Arthropoda; Malacostraca; Decapoda; Parastacidae. The record is from RefSeq and is a predicted model, not a curated record.